Fonticula alba is the source of this 4380-nucleotide messenger RNA. RefSeq lists its product as hypothetical. The coding region runs from base 247 to 4380 and encodes 1377 amino acids. Lineage: Eukaryota; Rotosphaerida; Fonticulaceae. The transcript has 15 exons. The record is from RefSeq and is a predicted model, not a curated record.
CCCGCACACCCACGGCUGGUUGUCCUAUCCGUCCUCUCACUGAUCUUUUUUUAUUGCAUCACCUCAGCCCGCCCUCUUCUCCUUCGCUCUUGCCUCCUCCCUGCCCAGUACCUCCCUUCCCUUCCCCGGGUCUCGCCUCCCCCCCUCCCCUCUCCCGGCAUCUACAUUUCACGCUCUCCCACACCUCCACCUCUCGGAGGACGUGGGACUCCCUGCCGGCCUCAUCCCCAGCUCCCCCAAGCAAAGAUGGCUGAUGACGCCAGCCUGAUUGAGGUGUCCCCCAUGGUGGCACCCAAGCUUGUCAGAUCCAUCCUCAGCGCGUUGACUUCCGACCACGAGUUUCCGGAAGACCUCUUCUCGGAGGUGCCCUAUUCGCCAGCCGACAAGCCUCCACCCGCGACGAAUGCCGAGACGACCAAAUCCGACAAAAAGUCCUCCAAGCUGGCCAAGAUGUCUUUGGAGGUCGCAUUGGCCGAGGAGCACUACAUCGCGCUGAAUGUCCCGGACAAGCCAAUGCCAUUCAGCACGAUCCGCACCAACAACGCCAAGAUCUUUCUGUUUUACGCGGCGUCCUCUUUCCGCUCGAACAGGAAAUUUCCAACUGACGAGCUUGCCCAGGUUGCAUUCUUCCUGCUGUUUAAUACCGAAAAGGACCCUGUCCAGGUUGCCGAGCAUAUGCAGCACUUUGAGAUUCUCCGAUCGGGGCAUGCCUGGUCUCGGGUACUUGCGUUCCUGUCCUUCCGUCCUGAUCUGGCCGAUGCUUCGCCUCAUCCGAUGAUGCACCUUGCAUCCAUUCCCUCACUGGCGCCGCUCUUCUUCCGGUACACGGAGAACUCGCUGACAGCUGGGUUCCUCAACAACUCCAAGUCCCUCCUGUUGUACGAGAACACGCAGCUUCUUCCGAACUUCAUCUUCAGUGUCCUGGCAACCUGCAGUUUGAAUCCCAACGACAAAGCAACGGCCACCAAGUUCCACUGGGCUCUAGACGCCAUCGCCACCAUCCUUAUUCGUCUUCUUGAUCAGCACAAGACCUUUGGUCACUUCCUCGGCAUCGACAGCUGGGGGCCAGUUCUCUUUGGGGCUCUGUUCGUCAUCUACGACUCGUUCCCCAAUUUCUUCGGAGGCCGAAAGCUGAAGAAGGCGCAAUUCCCAAACCGGCGUAAUCUGGCGGCCGUUCUGGUGGAGAUCGCCAAUCUCUGGGGCAUCACCGACCAGGUCAUUCAUCCGCCCUUCCGUCAGCUGAAGGCGCAUCCGGUUUGCGCCCUGCUGGACGCCCUGAUGUUCUGGGCUCCGCACUACUCCAGCUACUACCAGGAUUUUUUGCCGAAGAAGUACUACUCCCUCAAUAAGCCAUCCGAGCGCCUGGCGCGGUUCUUCUUCGUACAGCUGUAUCAACUGCUGGUGAAGCACUGUGAAAUCUUCGAGGAGGGCAAAGUGCUCCCCGAUGACGGGUCGCUGCUUUCACGAGUGAAGGUGAAGAAUCUGAAUGCGAUCCCGCCCGACGAGUAUCUUCCCUUCGCGCCGCUCUUAUUGCGGGUGAGGAGGGCGUCAAUGUCGUCGGCCAAGGCCAACAAGGCACCGGCCGCCAAGAUCCUGAAGCCGGCGCACGACACCGGGAAGUCGGCAACCAAAGCCGCCUCAUCAACCUCUCUGCCGUUGGCCAAGAAUCAGAUUUCCAUCGACUGCUUUGUAUUCGAUGCCACGUCGGUGAGCCGGUUCGCCUCGAUUACCACGCGAAUCCUCACCGACACCCCGCACUCCAUGAUGCUUGUUCCGGCCCAGCUGAUCGAUGAGAUGGACAAGAUGAAGGCCUUCGGCUCGAAGAAGGCCCUCAAGCUGGCGGCCAACAAGUUCCUUUCGUACUACCUGUUCAUCAGCCAGCUGGCUCAUACUCGCUUCCUCGUGUCACCACGUACAAACUCGAAGCCGGAUGAGAUGCGUCAAAUUGGCAGCCAGCUGCCCCAGGCCACAUUUGAGCAGCUGUCCAAGACCCUGGGCGAGAUGAAUGUGCUUGCUCAGACGUGGAAGCUGAACUUCCUCCUUGUCACGGAGCAGCCCCCCCCGGCGGGGGCAAUUCGGCUGCCGGCCUGCCCGGACUCUCCGGUGACCUUUGUCUCGCCAGGCAGCUUCCCGCCGGUCAUCUGCAAGCAAACCUGGUCGGCCAUGCACUCCGUCACUCAGCUCCGGGACUUCGUCACUCGGAACCACCUGCCCUUUGUGCCUCCGAAGUUGGAGCCCGAGCCCGAGCAGCCCUCACUCGGUGGGACGUCCCUCGGGCCUGGCGGCAAGCCGAUUGUCGUGGUCAAGAAGCCCUCCGCCCCGCGGCCGGUCAACAUGUCAGCCGAGGCCGUGCGAAUCCUCAUCGGCAUGAAGGGCAACGGCGACGCCUCCGGCAAGGUCCUGGCUCUUUUGGUAGCCCUCCACCAGGCGGAUGAGGUCCUGAGUGACUGGACGCUGUUGACCGACUCCCAGGAUGUUUCUUCGGCUGCCGGAUCUCAGAUGCCUGCCAAGACGCCCCCGAUGCCCCUGAAGGGGGUAUCGCCCUCCACCCAAAUUGCCCUCAAGCUGGCCCAUGCGGCAUCGGUCGCGGCUGAGAACAAUUUCUGGGAGGCCCUGAAGGCGUCCCAGACCAGCAAGGCCAAUGUCGAGCAGACGAUUGUCAGCUCCAGCAGCUGGACCGCCAUCGAUGUGGGCAUCCAGGUGCUGAGCAAGAGCUUUGACAAGGUCGUCAGCUGCAGGGCCAUCGCCAGGGAAAAGCAUCGCGAGCUGGCUCUCGCCAUGACGCUGGCUUCCGCGGAGGCCACAGAGUCGGCGGACAAGGCGACUGUCGCCAGGGAUGGUGCCCCUGGAGAGCCCGAAAUGGGCGACCCGAUCUCCAAGGAUACCCCUUUGGCCGAAGCCCCUGCGACGGCGGCGCCGAGUGUCAGGGAGCUGGCCAAGGUGGCCAAGGCCAUGGAAAAGGCUGCCACUUUGGCCACGAACAAGGCCCGGGAGGUUCAAAAGCUCUCCACACAGGCUCGGAGGGAUUACGACGCCAUCAUCCGGAUCUCCGACAAUCCAGAUGUUGUUACUUUGGCUGAGAGGACCCUCUCUCUGGUCAAAACCAUGGGCAGCACCUAUCAGAGUCUUGCCUCGGAUAAGCAUCGUGGGGCUCAGGCCGCGGCUCAGGCUGCGGCUGCGGCUGCGGCUCAGGCUGCGGCUGCGGCUCAGGCUGCGGCUGCGGCUCAGGCUGCGGCUGCGGCUGCGGCUGCGACCACAACCCCGGCCACAACCCCGGCCACGGCUGCCCAGCCCGAGAGUGCCGCACCAUCGCUCGUGGUCACUCAGGCCGAGAGCUCGAUUGAAGCCACAGCAAGUAAGAUGGCCCUUCGGUUGGCGGAGUCCUCGGCGCGAGAUGCCGCCGCCGCUGAGGCUCUCGCCGUGCAAACCGGGCUGGCGGUUGACACUGCCCGUGCUCAUGUGGAUGCGCUGGUUCUCGACGGCGGUGAGCCGAGCGAAAUUGAGCAGGCCCGGGCUGACCUGGAGGCGUGCAUCGAGCUGGCCAACGCCCAAAGGCUCAUCGCACAGGAGAAGCACCGCGAGGCGGCCGCAGCUGUGGCGAUUUACAGCAAGGUGGACCUCGACGUGACCAAGGCCCAGGCCGACACGGAGGCUCUUGCUGCUGCCAGACUCGAGGCAAAGGCAGCCCGGAAGGUGGCCAGGCAGAGGGUCGAGGCCGAGACCAAGGCGGCAUCCAAGGCGGCAGCCAAGGCGGCAGCCAAGGCGGCAGCCAAGGCGGCAGCUAAGGCUGCGACCAAGGCGGCCAAGGCGGCCAAAGUCGACAAGAAGGGCGCUGUGGUGGCGGCCCCGGCCGAUGGGCCCGCCAAGCCCCUCAAGCUUGCCAAGCCGCCUGCCAAGGUGGCCAAGCCUGCUCCCAGCCCCAUCCCCCCAAGCGGUCAUGACAGCACGCCGCCCGGGUCGGCCAACGAUGACAGCAGCCCUGCCUCGGGGCCGGGGCCGGGGCCUGCGGCGCCGACUCCGCCGCCGCCGCCGCAGCCAAAGCCCCGGCCGCCCCUGGCGUCGGCGACUCUUCUCUUGCGGCCAGACAGGCCCAAGCCGACCGAUGCUCCUUCGCCGAGUGCCAAUUCGGAUGCAUCCAGCUCCGAGGCUGAAGUUGGUCCUCCGUCAGCCCGGCCGGUGAAGGACUCCUCUUCGGAGCCCUCUAAGGAGGCCGGCGCCCCGGAGAAGAAGAGCGCCAAGGCCAAGAAAGGCGCGACCCCAUCGACGAGCCCCAAGCUGCCGCCCUUCUCCAAGGUGGUUCUCCUCAAGCGCCCGGGGCAGGAGACCGACGCCGCGCCGCUGGCCCCACAGGGUCAGCCGUCAGACGCCUCCUCCUCAUGA